This is a messenger RNA of Rhizopus microsporus ATCC 52813, 282 nucleotides long. RefSeq names its product ubiquitin-like protein. Gene Ontology annotation, biological process: protein sumoylation. Gene Ontology annotation, molecular function: ubiquitin-like protein ligase binding; protein tag activity. The transcript is spliced from 3 exons. The record is from RefSeq and is a predicted model, not a curated record. Gene Ontology annotation, cellular component: nucleus. Bases 1 to 282 code for a protein of 93 amino acids. NCBI's taxonomy places the organism in Eukaryota, Fungi, Mucoromycota, Mucoromycetes, Mucorales, Rhizopodaceae.
AUGUCUGAAGAAAAGCAAGAAAAGAAAGAAAACGCUUCCAACGAACAUAUCAAUCUUAAAGUUGUUGGAAAUGACAACAAUGAAGUGUUUUUCAAAAUUAAACGAACCACUCAAUUGCGCAAAUUGAUGGAUGCCUACUGCGAACGUCAAGGAAAAGCACCAGGAUCAGUACGCUUUUUAUAUGAUGGUACGCGUAUUUUGAAUCACAAUACACCUAAUGAGUUGGAUAUGGAUGACGGUGAUAGUAUUGAUGUUAUGGUCGAGCAGAUUGGUGGAUGCUAA